Messenger RNA from Candoia aspera, 826 nucleotides. RefSeq names its product FAM3 metabolism regulating signaling molecule D (gene FAM3D). NCBI's taxonomy places the organism in Eukaryota, Metazoa, Chordata, Lepidosauria, Squamata, Candoiidae. The record is from RefSeq and is a predicted model, not a curated record. The transcript is spliced from 9 exons. Bases 85 to 765 code for a protein of 226 amino acids.
UCUUUGGUCUUUUUGCUUCAACAGGUUGGCUGGUGUCCUUUCUGAUAAGCUUCUGUAUAUCUUUCCCUGCACUGGAAUAAAAGUAUGCGAGCAACAGGUGUGCUGCGGAUAGUGGUGCUGCUGUUUACCAUAGCUGCAACCUGGCUUUUUGCCAGCACCUAUUUCAGCAACACAGGCAUGAAAUCAAUCAAUGUGAAGAAAUGGCUGAGGACCUAUAUUGAACCAACAAAAACACCAACAAUCCAAAAUAAAUGCCACAGCAGAAGACUUUGUCCUGAACACACUUUUACGUUCAGAAUAGCCAGUGGUGCAGCAAAUGUUGUUGGCCCUUCCAUAUGCUUUGAUGACAUUGUAUUGAUGAGCAAUGUGAAAAAUAAUGUCGGUCGGGGUUUGAACAUUGUACUUAUUAAUGGAACCACAGGAAAACCCAUCGGUAUAGAUAGCUUUGACAUGUAUUCUGGAGAUGUAAAAAAUUUACUGGCUUUUUUGAAACCAAUUAAAAAAGGCACCCUUGCGCUCAUUGCCUCUUACGAUGACGUAGCGACAAAGCUAAAUGAUGAAGCCCGGAAUUUACUUGCUGACUUAGGAAGCAUCCAUGCUUUCCACCUGGCUUUUCGAGACAGCUGGAUAUUCCUUGGUGGGAAGGGACUCAAAAACAAAAGCCCGUUCGAACAGUAUUUGAAAAACAGUAAGGAGACAAACAAGUAUGAUGGCUGGCCUGAAGUUCUGGAAAUGGAGGGCUGUGUGCCUAAGAAGCUAGAGUAGCAUAGAACUAAAUUUGGAGCGAGAACAAACUGUGGUCUUAUCAAACAGACUUUUUAUUUUG